Molecule: messenger RNA, 795 nt
Organism: Naumovozyma dairenensis CBS 421
Lineage: Eukaryota; Fungi; Ascomycota; Saccharomycetes; Saccharomycetales; Saccharomycetaceae
Gene: RPN12
Product: proteasome regulatory particle lid subunit RPN12
Exons: 1
Coding region: 1-795 (264 amino acids)
Biological process (GO): proteasome-mediated ubiquitin-dependent protein catabolic process
Cellular component (GO): cytosol; proteasome regulatory particle; proteasome regulatory particle, lid subcomplex
Source: RefSeq, a predicted model, not a curated record
AUGCCAUCAUUACCAGAUUUAGUGAAAAGUUUAAGUGUUGCCUUUGAUGCUAAAGACUACGAAAGUUGUAAGAAAUUGCUUACUCCCAUUAAGAUCGAACUUUUGAAAAACAAUGUUUUCCUUCCUGACCCAAAUAAUCAAAAUGAAGUGUAUAUCAAUGAUUUGAAUAUAAGUAAGAAAAUACUAGAGAUCGGUGCUUUGGUAAGCAUCAACAGUCUAGAGUUGGAAUCUUUUCAGAAUUAUUUUGACCAAUUGAGACUAUAUUAUUUUUCUAAUAAUAACGUUUUAUCAACUUCAGAGAAUAAAUCUAAACUGGUAAGCUUGUAUAUGCUAAUAUUAUUAUCUCAAGGUGAUGUCAGUAAAUUCCAUUCUGAAUUAGAAUUUGUCGAUAAACAUAUUCCAGAUUUAAAAGAAAACGAUCUUUUAUCAUAUCCAAUUGAAUUAGAUAGAUGGCUAAUGGAAGGUUCUUAUCAAAAAGCUUGGGAUUUGUUGAAAGCAGGAUCUAAAGUGGCGGAGUUUGAUGUAUUUACUAAGACUUUAAUGGACGCAAUAAGAGAAGAGAUUGCUUGUAAUACAGAACUUUCAUAUUCAGAAUUGCCGCUAACAAAUGUUAAGACUUUACUGUUUUUUAAUAGCGAAAAGGAAGCUGAAGUAUUUGGAAUGGAAAGAGGUUGGAAAGUCCGAAAUGGGAACAUUUAUUUCAAAGACGAAGCUAGUCCUCAAGUAACGGAACAUAAAUCUACUUUCGUUUUGAAAACUUUGGAUUAUGCAAUUAAUUUAGAAUCAAUUGUGUAG